Pseudonaja textilis is the source of this 529-nucleotide messenger RNA. The record is from RefSeq and is a predicted model, not a curated record. NCBI's taxonomy places the organism in Eukaryota, Metazoa, Chordata, Lepidosauria, Squamata, Elapidae.
UAUCCUCGUCUUCACACCGUUACGAACCUUCAAGAGACGCGAUUGAGGUGAUCAGCCCCGCCAACUCCCCUGUCCCCACUCAGGAGAAGAUGCCCCCUUACCAGCAGGAGCCCCCCAAAAUGAACCCAGGAGAAAGGGACUGCAGCCGCCAGUACGAAGGGUCCGGCCAUCCUUACAGACCCGCGCAGGAUUCGCCUUCGCCACAGCAACCUCCGCCCCAGCAGGCUCAGGCACCCCCGGCACCCCAGGCGGGGCCUCCACCCGUCCCGACUCACCGCGUGAUCACCUUGGCCGACCACAUCUGCCAAAUCAUCACGCAGGAUUUUGCCCGCAGCCAGGUCUCCACCCAGCCUUCCCUUCCGACUCCCACCAGCACAUUCCAGACCUCGGCGCUGACUUCUGUGUCGACGACAAACCGGGCCAAGGCUUCGAACCGCUACAGCCCCGACAUCCAGGUGCAAGCCGCCCCCCACCAGCGCCCGGGAUCCCGGAUGUCUCCCGAAAACAUCUCUGAGAAAAGCAGGGGAAG